AUGGCUCAAAAGACCUCUCAAAGACCGAGCAAAAUACUUACACGAGCUGAAGUGGCCAAGAACAACACCGAGGAUAGCCUCUGGUGCAUCAUCGACCACAAGGUCUACGACGUGACCGACUUCCUCGACGCACACCCAGGCGGCAGCGUCGUCCUUCAACAAAUCGCCGGCCAGGAUGCUACCUCUGCUUUCUACAACUUGCACCGCCACGAAGUUUUACAAAAGUAUGCAAGCCUCUGUGUCGGGACCGUCGAGGGCGAGAAACCCGAAGUCAUAGACCCCCAACCCGGAGAUCUGAGUAAAGUUCCCUAUGCGGAGCCGCUGUGGUUAACACCUGCAUUCAAGAGCCCGUAUUACAACGAAUCACAUCGAAAAUUGCAGCGGGCGGUACGGGAGUUUGUGGAUGAGGACAUUUACCCCGAAGCGCAAGAGAAGGAGUUGGAUGGCACAUACAUCUCGCAGAAACUGGUGGAUAAGAUGGCGGCGAACAAUAUGCUAGCUAUGCGAUUGGGCCCGGGUAAGCAUCUUGCGGGGCGGACACUUCCAGGCGGCGUCAAGGGCGAGGAAUUCGAUUACUUCCACGAUUUGAUCGUCGCACAGGAGCUGUCGAGGGCGGUCGCUCGAGGAUUCCAGGACGGCAAUAUGGCGGGCAUGAUGAUUUCCCUGACCGCUGUGCGUCAGUGGGCCAACGACACUGCGCUCCGCGACAAAGUCACUGAAGAAUGCCUGUCGGGCAAGAAGUUCAUGUGUCUGGCCAUCACCGAAGCCUUUGCCGGGUCAGACGUCGCUGGAAUCCGGACCACCGCUACAAAAACACCAGAUGGCAAACACUUCAUCAUCAACGGCACGAAGAAGUGGAUCACAAACGGCAUGUUCGCGGACUACUUUGUGACAGGAUGCAAGACGGAGAAAGGGUUCUCAGUAAUUUUGGUACCCAGAGAUGACAACAUCGAGACCAAGCGGAUCAAGACCUCGUAUUCCACCGCGGCAGCCACGACGUUCAUCCAAUUCGACAACGUCAAGGUUCCCGCGAACCAUCUUUUAGGCAAAGAAGACAACGGCUUCAUUGUGAUCAUGAGCAAUUUCAACCACGAACGCUGGGCCAUGGCCUGCUCGGUGAUCCGCUGGAUGCGCAUCAUCGUGGAAGAAUGCUUGAAAUGGACACACCAGCGCAUCGUAUUUGGGAAGCCCUUAAUUUCUCAGCCCGUGAUUCGUCAAAAGUUGGCCAAGAUGAUAUCCCUGACUGAAGCGUGCCAGUCGUGGCUCGAAUCCAUCACGUACCAAAUGUGCCAAAUGGACUAUGCACAGCAGUCGAAAUUGCUCGGCGGUCCCAUUGGUCUGCUCAAGUCAUAUGCCACGAGGUGUGCACACGAUGUCGCAGACGACGCCGUCAAUAUCUUUGGAGGGCGUGGAAUUACGCAGACCGGUAUGGGCAGGGUGGUCGAGCAGUUUCAUCGUACGUACAAGUUUGACGCGAUACUCGGUGGUGCCGAAGAGGUGUUGGCCGACCUGGGGGUGCGUCAGGCCAUGAAGCAGAUGCCAAAAGCCAUGCUUUAA
Rhinocladiella mackenziei CBS 650.93 is the source of this 1557-nucleotide messenger RNA. RefSeq lists its product as uncharacterized. The transcript has a single exon. Lineage: Eukaryota; Fungi; Ascomycota; Eurotiomycetes; Chaetothyriales; Herpotrichiellaceae. The record is from RefSeq and is a predicted model, not a curated record. Gene Ontology annotation, molecular function: acyl-CoA dehydrogenase activity; heme binding; flavin adenine dinucleotide binding. Bases 1 to 1557 code for a protein of 518 amino acids.